This is a messenger RNA of Miniopterus natalensis, 485 nucleotides long. NCBI's taxonomy places the organism in Eukaryota, Metazoa, Chordata, Mammalia, Chiroptera, Miniopteridae. The record is from RefSeq and is a predicted model, not a curated record.
ACCCCAGGUCACUGGCCCCAUCGAGGUCCCGGUGGCUCGAGCUGAGGAGCGUAAGGCGAGCGGCCCCCCAAAGGGGCCCAGCAAAGCCUCUAGUGUCACCACUUUUACUGGAGAACCCAACAUGUGCCCCCGUUGCAACAAGAGGGUCUACUUUGCUGAGAAGGUGACUUCUCUGGGCAAGGACUGGCACCGGCCAUGCCUGCGCUGUGAGCGCUGUGGGAAGACGCUGACUCCGGGCGGGCACGCGGAGCACGAAGGCAAGCCCUACUGCAACCACCCCUGCUACGCCGCCCUGUUCGGGCCCAAAGGCUUCGGGAGAGGUGGAGCCGAGAGCCACACCUUCAAGUAGACCCAGGUCGUGGAGACUCCAUCCCUGGCCGCUCGCUGGACCACUGCCCCUCCAGGCUGAUGUCCAGCCUUAACUCUAGGCUCCUGGGGGCUCCCCUGUAGACCCCAUGCCCUCAAUAAACCCAACACUGAGAAGA